CAUCAUCUUUAUCCUCAUGUUGCUCACUUUCAUCCAUUCCUCAAAUCUUUUCAUUUAGUCAGUCUCAUUUCAAAUUGUAUGUCUUCAGUAACCUUAAAUCUGUAUAAAGUGUAACAUGAUGGAAUCAACAUCUGAUAACAAAUCUUCCAAUGAAGUGAAUGUUCCAUUGACUAAUGAAAAUACUCCAGUUGAAUCAGAUUCAGGUUACCGUAAGCGUGAACAAUGGGCCAACAAGUUUGAAUUCAUCGCCUCAUGUAUGGCUUUCUCCAUUGGUUUGGGUAAUGUUUGGCGAUUCCCUUAUUUGUGCUUUAAAAAUGGUGGAGGUGCUUUUUUUAUACCUUAUUUGAUAUGUUUAAUCGCCGGUGGAGUACCGAUCUAUUUUAUGGAAGUGGCCAUCGGUCAAUAUUGGCAGGAAGGUGGAAUAACAGUUUGGCAAAAGAUUUGUCCCUUACUUAAAGGAAUUGGAUAUGGAACCUCAAUCAUCAGUUUCAUCUUGAAUAUCUAUUACAUUGUAAUAUUGGCUUGGGCCUUACUUUACCUGUAUUAUUCGUUCUCUCCAGUGCUUCCCUGGGCAACAUGUAACAAUCCAUGGAAUACUCCUAAUUGCUUCACAGGCAAUUCAGUCGACGCCGUUGUUCGAAAUGCGUCUGGAGUAACUAAAGAUGCUGCAGUUGAGUUCUGGGAAAGAGAGAUUCUUCAAAUCUCGGAUGGGAUCAACGCUGUGGAUGGGUUACAACCGAAACUGGUUAUUUCUUUGGCGGUCGCUUGGAUUCUGUGCUUCUUCUGUAUCUGGCGAGGAAUCAAAUCCACCGGCAAAUCAGCAUAUGUGACUGCGCUUUUCCCUUACGUUAUGUUGGUAAUCCUUUUCAUAAGAGGAAUAACACUGCCUGGUGCUGGUAAAGGAAUCACAUUUUAUAUGAAACCCGAAUUUGACAAAUUAAUGAAGGUUCAGGUUUGGAUCGAUGCUGGAACUCAAAUAUUUUUUUCAUAUGCAAUUGCUCUUGGAACCAUGACUGCUCUUGGAAGUUAUAAUGAUUUCCAUAAUAAUUUCUACCAUCAACUCUUCUUUGUUUGUUUCAUGAAUAGUGGAACAUCCAUUUUUGCUGGUUUUGCAAUAUUUUCAGUUCUCGGGUUCAUGGCUCACCAACAAGGCGUUAAUGUUGCCGAUGUUGCCGAUAAAGGACCUGGUCUAGCAUUCAUAGCUUAUCCUAAAGGAGUUUCAGUUAUGCCUGGAGCACCAAUUUGGGCAGUCCUUUUCUUUCUAAUGAUUAUACUUUUGGGGCUUGGAAGUCAGUUUGUAGCAGUUGAAGGUUUUGUGACUGCCAUUGUUGACUUGUAUCCACAAUUUUUACGGGUUGGACGUCGACGUGAAUAUUUCAUCUCAUUCAUUUGUUUUAUAUCAUUCAUACUUGGCCUUUCAAUGGUAACACGAGGAGGAAUGUAUGUCUUCCAACUUUUCGACUUUUAUGGUGCAUCGGGAAUGUGCUUGUUAUGGAUGUCAUUCUUCGAAUGCAUCACAAUUGCUUGGCUAUAUGGCGCUGAUCGUUUCAGGAAAAACAUCAAAGAAAUGGUUGGAAUGGAAAUUUCAAUUUGGUUCAUUUGGUGUUGGAAAUAUUUAACUCCUUUAUUAACUGCAGCCAUUUUCAUUGUUUCAAUUUUUCUCCUCGAACCUAUCAAAUAUAACAAUACUUAUGUAUACCCAAGUUGGGCCAUAGCAUUUGGCUGGUGUUUAUCUUUGAGCUCAAUGGUUGCUAUUCCAGUUUACAUAAUUUACGCUCUCAUUGUGACUCCAGGAGAUUCGCUCAAAAAGAAACUUGAGAUAUUAAUGAAAAGGUCGCCAUCGUCGUUCCUUGAAGAUAAGAUGAGAAUGGCAUUAUCCAGUGAACAUAAUGAUGCAAAGCAUAAAGUAGAUGACAUAACGAUUAGUCAAUUAUAGAUAAUUUAGAUUCUCUUUCUGUUAAUUAAAUUACAGAAGAGUGAAACCUAACUUGAUAGAAUUAAAUUUCUACAAUUAGUUACAGAAUAUGCAAAGAUAUUCCCAUUUUCAUUCCUGAUUAAUCCUAAAAAUAUUCUUAAUAAUUCAUUGAAUGCAAACCGAAUGACCAGUUUUUAAUAAAAUCAGAUU
This is a messenger RNA of Tetranychus urticae (two-spotted spider mite), 2125 nucleotides long. Its product is annotated as sodium- and chloride-dependent taurine transporter-like. The record is from RefSeq and is a predicted model, not a curated record. NCBI's taxonomy places the organism in Eukaryota, Metazoa, Arthropoda, Arachnida, Trombidiformes, Tetranychidae. Gene Ontology annotation, biological process: sodium ion transmembrane transport; nitrogen compound transport; amino acid transport. Gene Ontology annotation, cellular component: plasma membrane. Gene Ontology annotation, molecular function: gamma-aminobutyric acid:sodium:chloride symporter activity.